This is a messenger RNA of Musa acuminata AAA Group (dessert banana), 1229 nucleotides long. Its product is annotated as probable ribose-5-phosphate isomerase 3, chloroplastic. Gene Ontology annotation, molecular function: ribose-5-phosphate isomerase activity. NCBI's taxonomy places the organism in Eukaryota, Viridiplantae, Streptophyta, Magnoliopsida, Zingiberales, Musaceae. The coding region runs from base 148 to 972 and encodes 274 amino acids. The transcript has 2 exons. The record is from RefSeq and is a predicted model, not a curated record. Gene Ontology annotation, biological process: pentose-phosphate shunt, non-oxidative branch.
UCUCCCCUCGAAGCCAAUUGCAACGACACCCCACAUCUCACCACCACCAACCAAACGCGCAGACUCCUCUGUUGCCAUUCCCAAGCCCCAUCACCACCACCCAAAAACUAGAAAGCCCACUUCUUUGUCUCCCGAUCUUCCACCACCAUGGCGGCCUCUUCCCUCAUCCACCCAUCUUCCUCCCCUCUCCUCCUUCGCCGUCGUGCCCUCCUCGUACGCCGCCGGCCUGCCGUGGCCCCCAUCCGAGCCCUCUCAGUCCCCGCCGCCCUCGCCCAGGACGACCUCAAAAAGCUUGCCGCCGUCAGGGCCGUCGAGUACGUCAGCAGCGGCAUGGUCCUCGGCCUCGGGACCGGCUCCACCGCCGCCUUCGUGGUCGCCGAGAUCGGGGCCCUCCUCUCCUCUGGCAAGCUCAGCGACAUCGUCGGCGUGCCGACGUCCAAGCGCACCUAUGAGCAGGCUCUGUCCCUGGGGAUCCCGCUCUCCACUCUCGAUGCCCACCCGCGGAUCGAUCUCGCGAUCGACGGCGCCGAUGAGGUUGAUCCAGAUCUUAAUCUUGUAAAAGGACGCGGAGGGGCUCUGCUUCGUGAGAAGAUGGUUGAGGCAGCAUCCGAUAAGUUUGUUGUGGUGGCGGACGAGACAAAACUUGUAACUGGAUUGGGUGGAAGUGGACUAGCAAUGCCAGUGGAAGUAGUGCAGUUCUGCUGGAAGUAUAACCAGAUAAGGUUGCAGGAAUUAUUCGAAGGAGAAGGAUGUGAGGCUAAGCUUCGGUUGGAUGGUAAUGGCAAGCCUUAUGUGACGGAUAAUUCAAACUAUAUCGUCGAUUUAUACUUCAAGACACCUAUUAAAGAUGCAACAACUGCAGGAAAAGAGAUUUCAUCAUUUGAAGGGGUUGUAGAGCAUGGGUUGUUUUUGGACAUGGCAACCGCUGUUAUAAUUGCAGGGAAGGAUGGGGUGACUGUGACCGCAAAAUAAGUUCAUUCCACAGGAUGCAGUGUCCUAAAUUGACCUAUCUUGCAUUUCUCCGAUGUGGAAUUAAUUAUAUAGCAGAGUGUUGGGCAACAGAUAAAGACUAUGUUUUAUCAUUUCUUUCAGUCAAUUCUCUUUUUACUGAAAUCAAACAUUAGAAACAAACAGGCUUUGCUACAAAUAUAUGAACUGAGUGUAGGAUGUGUAUUCUCAUUCUUCUGAUGAACACAAAGGGAUGAGAAAAGGGACCAUAUUUAUGCCUA